AUGACUGUACUCUUGGUUUGGCUAAGUUUUUUGGAGCAGCCUAAACUCGAUGAAUGCACCAUGGUAACUCAUCUACGCAAUCUUGGAGCGGUUCCAUUUGUUAUAACCAACGUUCCACAAGCUUUGCUAUCAUUCGUAUGCUCUAAUUCUGUUUAUGGUACCACCUCGAACCCACAUGACGUACCAGGUCACCUGGAGGUUCCUCUGGUGGAGAAGGUGCACUGUUUGCCGGUGGUGGUACUCCAUUUCGCAAUAGGAAGUGAUCUCGCAGGAAGUUUGCGUAUUCCAGCAGCUUUUUGCGGAUUUGUAACAUUGAAACCAAGCCAAGAGCGUUUGGUCGUCAAGCACACUCACGGAGGUGUCCCUGGCCGCGGAAGGCUUGGGUUGAGUUUUGGAUUUUUCACUCACACAGUAGAAGAACAGGUGGAACUGCUGAGACUGAUUGUUGGUGAUCCUAAGUAUAUUCGACUCGUACCCACUUCUAUUUUGGUCCCAAUGAACAAGAGGUUCCGCAUUGUUAUGCGGUCUGUGGCAUCAUUUAUUCUUGAUUCGAUCAGCCCUCAGCUAGCUGCUUUAUCUUCUGCCUAUGUAUCCAACUUAGAAGAUUUACGUUACACUCAAGAACUCUGUGAUGCUUACAAGGAUCAGUUCAUUGAUUAUUGGAAAAGUCUUGGGAUAGAUGCAUUGAUAUGCCCAACAUUCCCUGGUAGGCUACCACUUGCUUUCUUGCCCUCGGCUUACCUAUUCAAUUGUUUAUUUCAAGUUCCUGCUGUUCCACACCGCUUCCCUUCACGGUUAUCUGCGGCUGCGACCUACACAGGCCUUUACAAUUUGUUAGACUUCCCCGCAGGUGCAGUUCCUGCAGGAAAAGUAACGUCAGAGGACGACCAAGAUCUUCUUGAUGAAUCAAAGUUUCCUGUAGGGUACAACGUCGCUCUGCGGUAUGUGCGUGAAGCUUCAAUGAACAGCGUAGGCUUACCGCUUUCUGUCCAAGUAGUCACGCUCCCCUAUGAGGAGGAGAAAUGCCUUCGAGUUAUGGGUGAAGUUGAAAGAGUGUGGAAAAAUCUAUCAGGUUCCAACAGUUUUGUAAGUGUAUCGCAGUGA
This is a messenger RNA of Ostertagia ostertagi, 1104 nucleotides long. Lineage: Eukaryota; Metazoa; Nematoda; Chromadorea; Rhabditida; Trichostrongylidae. The record is from the annotation of a GenBank genome assembly.